AUGCGCAGUGCAGACGGUCAGAUGCUCCUUGCAAACAAGUCGUCCAUCCUAAACCGUUGGUCGGAGCAUUUCCAGCCCAUCCUCCGUGCUAAUCGCUCGAUCCAGGAACCAGAAAUUCUCCGCAUACCCCAACGACCUAAACGCUUCUUCGAAUUCUUUUUCUUCUUAGAAUUCUCCUUCUUUUUCUUCGAAUUCUUCUUUUUUGAAAUCUUCUUAGAAUUCUACUUUCUCUUCUUUUUCGAAUUCUCCUUCUUAUUCUUAUUCUUCGAAUUCUUCUUCUUCUUCCAAUUCUUCUUCGAACGCUCCUUCCUCUUCUUCUUCUUAGUUUUGGUUUUCUUCUUCUUUUCUUCUUCUUCUUUUUCAUCUUCUUCCUCUUCGAAUUCUUCUUCUUCUUCAAAUUCUUCGAAUUUUUUUUCUUCUUCUUCUUCUAGUUCUUCUUCGAAUUCUUCCAAUUCUUAUUCUUAUUCUUCUUUAACUUUUUCUUCUACUUCUUCUUCGAAUUCUAUUUCUUCUUCAUCUUCUUGGAAUUCCCCUCAUGAUUGGGGGACAUCGGUUCACUUUUGCGGCACUGGCGUCAGGAAUCUUGCUGCGGCUUUGGGAAUCAAGUUGCUAAGGAUCAAAACUCUCUCCCUCUCUUUCCGUCUCCCUCUGUAUAAUUCUCUCUCCUCUCUCGCUCUCUCCUCUCUCGCUCUCUCCUCUCUCGCUCUCUCUCUCUCUUCUCUCUCUUAUUCCCAUAUCUCUCUCUCUCUCUCUUCCUUCUCUUCUCUCGUUUUUUCUCUCUCUCUCUCUUACUUUUUCACCUUUUCUCUCUGUUUUUUCUCCUCUUUCUUGUCUCUCUCCGUGCUACUCCCUUCUCUUUCUCAUUCUCUCUUUCUCUCUGUCCGCCCUUCUCUCUUCACUUUAUCUCCGUUCUCUCUCUUUUUCUUUUCUCUAUUUCUCUCUUCACUUCCUCUGCUUCUCUGUCUCUCUUCACGCGCUAUCUCUCUCUCGCUUUCUCGUCUACAUCUCUCUUCUCUCUCUUUCUCUUCUAUCUCUCUUUCUCUUUUCUAUCUCUUCUUCUCCCCUCUUUCUCUCUGUUCUCUCUCCUUCUCUCUUUCUUUGCUUUCUUUCAUUCUCUUCUCCCUCUCUCUCUUCUCUCCCAUUCUCUCUCUUUUUCUCCCUCUCUCUUCUCUGACUUUCCCUUCUCUUUCUCUCUUCUCUCUCACGCUUUCUCUCUUUUCUCUCUCUCUCUCUUUAUUCUUUCCUCUGUCUCUCUUCCCACUCUUAUUUAUUAAAAAAAAUAUCCCUGAGGGUGUCUUUUCUUUUUCCUCUUCUUUUACACCUUUCCUUUUACUUUCUCCUCUUUCUUUUCCUUUCUCCUCUUCCUUUUCCGCUUUUCUUCUUCUUCCUCCUCUUCUCUUCCUUCAUUUCUUAUCCUUUUUCCUCUUCUUUUUCCGAUUUUCUUCUUCUCUCCCCUCUUCUCUUCUUGUCUUUCUUUUCCUUUCUCCUCUUCCUUUUCCGCUUUUCUUCUUCUUCCUCCUCUUCUCUUCUUUCAUUUCUUUUCAUUUUUCCUCUUCUUUUUUCGGUUUUUUCUUCUCCUUUCUCCUCUUAUCUCUCCGGCUUUCUUUUCCUUUCACCUUUUAUCCGCUUUUGCUCUCCUCUCUUUUUUUCUCUCCCUGCCUUUCUUUUCCUUUUCCCCUCUUAUUUUUCCGAUUUUCUCCUCCUCUCCCCUCUUCUUUUCUUGCCUUUCUUUUUCUUUGUCUUCUUUUUUCCGGUUUUCUUCUUCUUCCUUCUCUUCAUUUCUUUUCCUUUUUCCUCUUUCUUUUCCGUUUUUCUUCUUUCUUCUGUUUUCUUCUCGAAUUUUUUUUUCUUCUCGAAUUUUUCCGCUUGCUAUAA
Acanthosepion pharaonis is the source of this 1875-nucleotide messenger RNA. Lineage: Eukaryota; Metazoa; Mollusca; Cephalopoda; Sepiida; Sepiidae. The record is from the annotation of a GenBank genome assembly.